AUGAUGUUAGUCGGUGAUGUAUCCGUAGAAUGUUUUGAAACCUUGGAAGCGGGGACCACGCGGGCGAUUGUUGUUGCGGUAGUCAAAUCCAUUCGUUCGUCCCCCUCAGCAGAUCUCCGAAUAGCAUCUUCUUCCCUUUAUCCACUCCCGGACCCUCCAUUCCUACUGGCGUGGGCUGCAUGGAUUAUAUUGCCAUUUGAUACUCGUCUAUCGGAGCACUGCACCCUCGUUCCUCCAUCAUGUUCAAGAAGAAGCCCACGGUACGUUACCCCUCCCCCGCACCACUCUGGGAUCGGUCACAACACGGAAAGGUCAAUCGUGCCUUUAGAGCUCAUUACUCACGCUAGCCAAACGCAGAUCAAGAACCUUUCUCCCCUGCGGUCUUCCGACCGUCGGAAGAUUGCCGAUCAGAUAAUCAGAGAUUACAAGAUCGAGGUCCCGCAAAGUGCGCCAGUUGAAACCAGCGGCGACGACUCAGCUCCAGGCGCAUCCAACCCAACGGCGCCAAACCUCACCUCCAUCCGAAAUGCCUUACUUCCCGAGGAUUGCUUGACCGCACGCUUCACUACGACCGCCGGGCCCCAGCUUCGCGAAGUACAAGGGACAGUGUAUGUUGGAACACAUCCGGGGGCCGACGAAAGGAUCCUGUGGUUCAGAGUCGACCAUGGGCCCGGCGCCGAUGGACGCCUCUACCCUACGGUAUAUACACUUUGGCACAACCCAGAUCUGGUGCCACUGCUCCAUACUCCACAAAUGGUCAUGCAGAAACUGCACGGAGGAGCAGACCUGAUGACUCCGGGUCUGGCCAAUGACCCGCCUUUCGACGAGCGUGCCGUCAAGGGCGCAGUGGUUGCUGUCGCUAGUCUGAACAGGCAUACGGUACCACUGUUUGUGGGCGUGUGUGAGAUUGACAUCUCUGCACUUGGAGAGGUUCAGGGUACGAAGGGACAUGCUGUUCGGGGUCUGCACUGGGAAGGCGAUGAGUUGUGGGCUUGGAGCUCGUCUUCCAAGCCGGGUCAGCCCGCUCCAGAAUAUCUAGAGGGGUGGGAUGAUGAACUGGAAGAGGACGAAGAUGUAGGAGAGAUUGAAGAGGGCGUGCAGGGCCUAGCAGUAGGAGAAAUUGACGAGGCUUUCGAAAAGGCCUUCCUCUACUCCCUCUACAAGCUCAAGCAAGAUAAUCCAUCUGCUACCAACCACGGUCUAUCUCUACCCGUCCAACCAUCUGCUCUGAUAUCAAACAUGAUCACACCCCACCUGCCCAUAUACACUGCCAAACAAGCCCAAUACUAUCAAAUCAAGAAGACCAGCUGGAAAAAUGUGAAAAAGUUCAUCAAAUAUCUGGACAAGCAGCGCCUGGUCAAGUCCAAAGACCGCAACGGCCAAGAGACCGUCAUCCUCGACGUGGACUUCAACGACCAUCGUGUUGAACAGUUCAUCCCUUACAGACUCCCAUCCAAGAAUACCGUUGAGAACGCAGGAAAGCCUGCCACUCAGGCAAAUAACGCCAAAACCGCAUCUACACAGAGCGGUGACCCCUCAGUCGGCCAAACCCUGACCGUGCAGACUGUAUAUCGCCCAACCAACAAACUCACGCCGACCAUCUUCCCUGCUCUAUCCAGCACCCACCCCAGCAACUACUACAAGUACACCGACAUCUCCACUCACCUCGACCAAUACAUCCAAUCUCAAAAUCCCCCGCUCGUCGACCCCAAAAACAAACGCAUUAUCACCCUCAACCCCUACCUCGCCAAUACCAUCUUCACCUCUUCCUCCGCCGAUGACAAAAGCACUCUCGCCCGCGGCAAGACCACCCGCGACGGCCUCCUCAAGCGUCUCAUCGAUGACCACUCCCUCAUGACAGCCCACUACGUCAUCCUACGGCCCGGUCAAAACCUCUCCGACGUGAAGCCCAAAGCAGGCGCCGCCCCCAAGGUCAACGUAAUUCUCGAACGCCGCACCGGCUCCAAGACCGUCACCAAGGUCUGGAACCUCGAAGUGUUCGGCAUCAUCCCUAGUCUUCUGGCCGAAGAGCUGCAGAAGAAGUGUGCUAGCAGCACCAGCGUGACGCAGGCUACUGGCGCGCCGAAGGGCGUUAUGGAGGUGCUUGUCCAGGGAGACCAGCGACGCGCGUUAGAGACGGCGUUGGUGAGACGUGGGUUGAGGACGCAGUGGAUUGAUGUUGUGGAUAAGACGAAGAAGAAGAAAUAA
This is a messenger RNA of Aspergillus niger, 2208 nucleotides long. RefSeq lists its product as uncharacterized. Lineage: Eukaryota; Fungi; Ascomycota; Eurotiomycetes; Eurotiales; Aspergillaceae. The transcript has 2 exons. Gene Ontology annotation, molecular function: translation initiation factor activity. Bases 1 to 2208 code for a protein of 735 amino acids. The record is from RefSeq and is a predicted model, not a curated record. Gene Ontology annotation, biological process: translational initiation; formation of translation preinitiation complex.